Molecule: messenger RNA, 1977 nt
Organism: Haliotis rubra (blacklip abalone)
Lineage: Eukaryota; Metazoa; Mollusca; Gastropoda; Lepetellida; Haliotidae
Product: sporozoite surface protein 2-like
Exons: 2
Coding region: 1-1977 (658 amino acids)
Source: RefSeq, a predicted model, not a curated record
AUGGAUCGAGACUACAAAGCAGUGGAUCCAGGCAACAAACCAGUGUAUCCAGGCAACAAACCAGUGGAUCCAGACAACAAAAAAGUGGAUCCAGGCAAGAAACAAGUUGAUCCAGGCAACAAACCAGUGGAUCCAGGCAACAAACCAGUGGAUCCAGGCAACAAACAAGUGAAUCCAGGCAACAAUCCAGUGGAUCGAGACAACAAGCAAGUGGAUCCAGGCAACAAACAAGUGGAUCGAGGCAAGAAACCAGUGGUUCCAGGCAACAAACCAGUGGGUCCAGGCAACAAACCAAUGGAUCCAGACAACAACCCAGUGGAUCGAGACAACAAACAAGUGGAUCCAGGCAACAAAAAAGUGAAUCCAGGCAACAAACAAGUGAAUCGAGACAACAAACCAGUGGAUCCAGGCAACAAACAAGUGAAUCCAGGCAACAAUCCAGUGGAUCGAGACAACAAACCAGUGGAUCCAGGCAACAAACCAGUGAAUCGAGACAACAAACCAGUGGAUCUAGGCAUCAAACCAGUGGAUCCAGACAGCAAACCAGUGGAUCGAGACAACAAACCAGUGAAUCGAGACAACAAACCAGUGGAUCUAGGCAUCAAACCAGUGGAUCCAGACAGCAAACCAGUGGAUCGAGACAACAAACCAGUGGACCGAGACAACAAACCAGUGGAUCCAGGCAACAAAGCAGUGGAUCGAGACAACAAACCAGUGGAUCGAGACAUCAAGCCAGUGGAUCCAGGCAACAAACAAGUGGAUCCAGGCAACAAACAAGUGAAUCCAGGCAACAAACCAGUAGAUCGAGACAACAAACCAGUUGAUCCAGGCAACAAACCAGUGAAUCGAGACAACAAUCCAGUGGAUCCAGGCAACAAACCAGUGGAUCUAGGCAACAAACCAGUGGAUCGACACAACAAACCAGUGGAUCUAGGCAACAAACCAGUGGGUCCAGACAACAAACCAGUGGAUCGAGACAACAAACAAGUGGAUCCAGGCAACAAACAAGUGAAUCCAGGCAACAAACAAGUGAAUCGAGACAACAAACCAGUGGAUCCAGGCAACAAACAAGUGAAUCCAGGCAACAAUCCAGUGGAUCGAGACAACAAACCAGUGGAUCCAGGCAACAAACCAGUGAAUCGAGACAACAAACCAGUGGAUCUAGGCAUCAAACCAGUGGAUCCAGACAGCAAACCAGUGGAUCGAGACAACAAACCAGUGGAUCGAGACAACAAACCAGUGGAUCCAGGCAACAAAGCAGUGGAUCGAGACAACAAACCAGUGGAUCGAGACAUCAAGCCAGUGGAUCCAGGCAACAAACAAGUGGAUCCAGGCAACAAACAAGUGGAUCGAGACAACAAACCAGUGGAUCUAGACAACAAACCAGUGGAUCUAGGCAACAAACAAGUGAAUCGAGACAACAAUCCAGUGGAUCCAGGCAACAAACCAGUGGAUCUAGGCAACAAACCAGUGGAUCGACACAACAAACCAGUGGAUCCAGGCAACAAACCAGUGGGUCCAGGCAACAAACAAGUGGAUCCAGGCAACAAACAAGUGAAUCCAGGCAACAAACCAGUGGAUCUAGACAACAAACCAGUGGAUCCAGGCAACAAACAAGUGAAUCCAGGCAACAAUCCAGUGGAUCGACACAACAAACCAGUGGAUCCAGGCAAGAAACCAGUGGAUCGAGACAACAAACAAGUGGAUCCAGGCAACAAACAAGUGAAUUCAGGCAACAAUCCAGUGGAUGGAGACAACAAAGCAGUGGAUCCAGGGAACAAACCAGUGGAUCGAGACAACAAACCAGUGGAUCCAGGCAACAAACAAGUGGAUCGAGACAACAAACCAGUGGAUGGAGACAACAAACCAGUGGAUCCAGGCAACAAACAAGUGAAUCCAGGCAACAAUCAAGAACAACGUACUGUUGCCGUGGACAAUGUUAUUGGCAUGUGGCUUGGCCAGCUUGUAGAUUGUUAG